Osmia lignaria (orchard mason bee) is the source of this 2518-nucleotide messenger RNA. NCBI's taxonomy places the organism in Eukaryota, Metazoa, Arthropoda, Insecta, Hymenoptera, Megachilidae. The record is from RefSeq and is a predicted model, not a curated record.
AUGGCUCAUGAUAAAAAGACUGUAAGACGAAGUCGGUCGCGUGAACGUGAUCGCGAUCGUGAAAGAGAACGAGAACGACGAGAUCGAAGGCGAUCAAGAAGCCGAUCAAAAGAUCGAAAAAAGGAUAGGAAACGAUCGAGAUCACGAGAACGAUCAAGAGAAAGGGAUAGAUCCCGUGAAAAAGAUCGGGAUAGAUCAAGAGAAAGACGAGAAUCUAAAGAUAAAUCAAAAGAUGAUAAAAAACGUAAACCAAGUCCUAUAUUUGUCUUAGACGAUGAAAAUAAAAAGGACAACAAGAAUGAACAAAAAAAGGAGGAAGAGGAAGGUGAAGAAAAGACAAAAUCUCUUCCAAAGAAGGAACCGCUCAGUUUGGAAGAAUUGUUAGCUAAAAAGAAAGCAGAGGAGGAAGCACGUGCUAAACCAAAAUUUUUAACUAAAGAAGAACGUGCUGCUUUAGCAUUGCAAAAGCGACAAGAAGAAGUUGAAGCUAUGAGAAAGCAACAAGAGGAAGCACGAAAAUCUUUCUUUCAUAAUGAAAAUACUGGAAAAGAUAGAGAAUGGGAUGAUAGGGAUAGGCGUAGAGAAGGCCAACGCGCGAGAGAAGAGGAAAUUAAGGACAAAGAUAAGGAGAAAGAAGUAGAAGCUAUUAAGGAGCGUUAUUUAGGAUUGGUAAAGAAAAAACGUCGUGUUAGAAGACUAAAUGAUAGAAAAUUUGUGUUUGAUUGGGAUACUUCAGAGGAUACAUCUGUUGACUAUAACAGUAUUUAUAAAGAAAGGCAUCAGGUUCAAUUCUUUGGUAGAGGAAAUCUUGCUGGUAUAGAUAUCAAAGCACAAAAACGAGAUCAAAGCAAAUUUUAUGGAGAGCUUCUAGAGAAAAGAAGAACAGAAGCAGAAAAAGAACAAGAGAAAAUGAGAUUGAAAAAGGUGAAACGUAAAGAAGAGAAGCAGAAGUGGGAUGAUAGACAUUGGUCAGAGAAAGCCUUACACGAGAUGACAGAAAGAGAUUGGCGUAUAUUUAGAGAGGAUUAUAAUAUCACAAUAAAAGGAGGACGUAUUCCUGAUCCUAUUAGGUCCUGGAAAGAAUCAGGAUUUCCAAAAGAAAUUCUUGAUAUUAUUGAUAAAGUGGGGUACAAAGACUUAACGCCUAUUCAAAGACAAGCUAUUCCUAUCGGAUUGCAAAAUCGCGAUAUUAUUGGCGUUGCUGAAACCGGAUCUGGAAAAACCCUGGCAUUCUUAAUUCCUCUAUUAUUAUGGAUUACCAGUUUACCAAAGAUCGAAAGAUUAGAAGAAGCAGAUCAGGGUCCUUACAGUAUAAUCUUAGCACCAACCCGUGAGUUGGCUCAGCAAAUUGAAGAAGAGACAAAUAAAUUUGGGCAACCACUAGGUAUAAGAACAGUCGUCGUUGUUGGUGGGCUUUCUAGAGAAGAACAAGGAUUUAGAUUAAGAAUGGGUUGUGAGAUUGUAAUAGCCACACCAGGACGUUUGAUAGAUGUAUUAGAAAAUCGAUACUUGGUUUUAAAUCAGUGUACAUAUAUUGUAUUGGAUGAAGCUGAUAGAAUGAUAGAUAUGGGUUUUGAACCAGAUGUUCAAAAAAUUUUGGAAUAUAUGCCAGUUACAAAUCUAAAACCGGACAAUGAAGAUGCCGAAAAUGAAGAAAAACUAUUAGCCAAUUAUAAUACGAAGAAAAAAUACAGACAGACUGUAAUGUUUACAGCAACUAUGCCUCCUGCGGUAGAAAGACUAGCCAGAACUUACUUAAGGCGGCCCGCGGUUGUAUAUAUUGGUAGCGUGGGCAAACCAACAGAAAGAACAGAACAAAUUGUUCAUAUAAUGGGAGAAGCUGAUAAACGCAAGAAACUUAUGGAAAUACUUAGCAGAGGUGUUGAACCACCAGUUAUUAUAUUCGUUAAUCAAAAGAAGGGCGCUGAUGUUCUUGCAAGAGGUCUAGAAAAACUAGGCUAUAAUGCUUGUACCCUUCAUGGUGGUAAAGGGCAAGAACAGAGAGAAUAUGCGCUUGCAUCUCUUAAGAGUGGAAGCAAAGAUAUAUUAGUAGCUACCGAUGUCGCAGGUCGUGGUAUCGAUAUUAAAGACGUAUCUAUGGUUAUUAAUUAUGAUAUGGCUAAGACUAUAGAAGAUUAUACACAUCGUAUUGGUAGAACUGGUCGUGCAGGAAAAGCUGGUCUUGCUAUUUCAUUCUGUACAAAGGAUGAUAGUCACCUGUUCUAUGAUCUAAAACAAACAAUCCUUUCGAGUCCAAUAUCUACCUGUCCUCCUGAAUUGUUGAAUCAUCCAGACGCUCAACACAAACCUGGCACAGUAGUUACGAAAAAACGUCGAGAAGAGAAAAUAUUUGCCUAAGAACAUAAACAGUUGAUUGUAAGAUUUGCUUAUAAGUAACUCGUACGUUCAUGUUUUAUAUAAGUACAUAUUUUUUAUAGCAAAAUAAUAGACUAUGUGAAAUGUUAGUAUGUAUAUGGAAUGAAAUAAAUUCAAUUGUAAAUAUGUGUGUAUAACGAAA